AUGGGCGACCAACAUCUAUCAGAGGCCGCCGCCGUGGGCUCUGGAUACGCGCAUUACCCGAGCAACAUUCCCGUCGGCUAUCGACCACUACUGAAGCAAAGCGCUAUGCGGACGUUUGAAUGGCGUAGUCAGAAAGAGAAGAAUGCAGAGUCCGAGAAUUGCGGUCUUGCCUCACCAAUUCGUAUCCGUGCUGCUUGGUCCAUUGUGCUCUCUCAAUAUUCUGGCUCGAAUGAGCCAGUAUUUGGAACGACACUAGAUACGAAUUCAUUUGCCAGUCGUCGUCAUGUCGUUCCGCUUAUGGUCAAAGUGGAUUGGCAGUCAAACGUCUCUGAAUGGCUGCAGACCAUUGCAUGGCGCAUCAAAGAACUGGAAAACUCAGCUACUCGCGGUCAGUGCUCGGCCGGAGCAGACGCCUCGACUGGUGAUUAUGAUGAUGAUUUCGGCACAGCAAUCCCACUUUUAGCAAAGUGUAUACUCAAGGCUGAAAACCAAGUCGAGGCUCAGCUUUAUUUCGAUAGCGAGAUUCUUCACCCAGAAUUGGUGGAGCACAUGCUGCAUCAAUUUCAGCUGAUUGUAAAUGAACUUGGUCACGACUACGACCACCUUCAAAGAUUGCAGCUUGGAGACUUGAACACGGUUUCUGAUCAUAGCAAAGCGCUGAUUUGGUCCUGGAACUCGAAGCUUCCAGACAAAGUGCACGACUGGAUACCAAACCUCUUUUCGCACCAGGUUCUGGCAAACCCUCAUCGCACAGCAGUUGACGCCUGGGAUGGCAGGUUGAGUUACGCAGAGCUUGAUUACAAGUCAACAAUGCUAGGAAAAUGGCUACUUGUCAACAAGGUGGCUGGAAGCCGUCUGGUUCUUCCCAUUUGUUUUGACAAGACGUUUUGGACAACAAUUGCGCUUUUGGCUGCGGCCAAGAUUGGAGCCACUUUCAUAAUGAUUGACCCGUACCAGCCUCGCGGGCGAUUAGCGUCCAUUCUGUCGAAAUUUGACUACAGCGGAAUGCUUGCACGAGCGGAUACAUUCGAGCUUGCACGGUCGCUGACUUCAAAGCCUGUCCAUGUUGUCAACGACGAGCUGCUGGCACAAGGACUGCAGAGCAACGCAGCAUCACACCAAGACCUCUAUUCAGGGUCAGCUGAAGAUCCCCUCUAUAUAGUCUUCACCUCUGGUAGUACGGGCGAGCCGAAAGGCAUCAAGAUUUCUCACUCUAACCUAUGCUCGGCGGUCAGUCAUCAAGCUCGCACACUUGGGUUUGCUGGAUCUCGCUCCUUUGAUUCGUCAUCAUACAGCUUCGAUGCCUACGUCUGCAACACAUUUCACACGUUGCUCACAGGAGGUUGUCUCUGCGUGCCUUCGGAGUACGAGCGAAUCAACAACUUGGAGGCAGUUUUGCAACAGAUGAAAGUUGACUUGGUGCAGCUCACACCAUCUACAUCCUCCGUCCUGGAUCCCGCCAGCCUUCCACUUCUGCGGACCUUGAUACUCACAGGUGAAAAGAUUACACAAUCGGUACUCGAUCCUUGGCUGUCAACCAAGCGUGUGCGCGUCAUUAAUGCCUAUGGGCCGUCUGAAUGCACCAUAAUGUGUGCAGCAAAUACCAACAUAGCAUGCAUAGAGGAUGCUGCUACCAUCGGUCGUGGGCUUGGGGCGAGAUUGUGGAUUGCCGACGUCAAUAAUGUUGAGCGACUUGCCCCCAUUGGUGCCGUUGGCGAACUGCUUAUUGAAGGUCCCAUCAUCGGACAGGGAUAUUUGGGCGAUGAGAAGCGAACUGCACAGUCUCUUGUCUGUAUCGCCGGUGGCUUCCUUUCUGGAAUUGCUCCAUGCCCCAAAGGGAACCUGUUUCGCACAGGUGAUCUGGCCCAAUACAAUAUGGAUGGCUCUAUUCGCUUUAUCGGUCGAGUCGAUACCCAGAUCAAGAUUAAUGGCCAACGCGUGGAGAUUGGUGAGGUGGAACAUCGCCUCACUCAAUUCCUGCCUGAAGAAUGCACGGCUGUUGUUGAAGCUGUGGAGUGGCCAUCUGGAAAGAAGCAAUUGAUUGGCUUCAUCUACAGAUCAAACACACGGACCCAGCCCUUGCAGACAAUUGUUCACCCUUUGAAGGAAAAUUUGUUGACGGUUUUGCCGGCGUACAUGAUGCCGUCUGCAUACUUUCCGCUCAAACAUAUUCCCAAGACGUCUUCCGGAAAAACCGAUCGCAGAACUCUUCAAAAGCUGGCUCUGAACAAUCCCAAGGAUUUGAUCGAUGCUUAUGCUACUGUCAUAAAUUCUAAAACCAGACCACUUACUGAAACUGAGAUUGUCCUUUGCGCAGUCUGGGCCGAGACUCUUGCUUUAGAUGAAGCAAUGAUUCGAUCCGGAGACAACUUUUUCUCUUGUGGUGGUGACUCAUUGGCCGCUAUUCGUACUGUCGCCGCCUUGAAUCGCCAAAAAAGGUUCCGUGUGGACGUUGCAGAUAUAUUCCAGCAUCCGCGGCUCUCCGACCUGGCGAAGACGGUCGAGUUGAACGCCGCCAGGGCUAGCUUAGACUCAUCAUCGGUCAUCAAAGCAUUUUCUUUGCUACCGUUCUCUCAUGAUCAAAGUGCUUUACGAAAAGAGGCUGCGACACGUUGUAACUGCCUAGAAACGGAUAUUGAAGAUAUCUAUCCUUGUUCUCCGGUGCAGGAAGAAAUGAUUGUUCUCGCAUCAAGAAACCCGAAAGGAUUCAUCACCAAAAGGACUGUGGAGCUACCUUCCAAAGUCUCAUUGACGCAGAUCCUCUCGUCCGUCAAGAACCUUGCAUUGACAUUACCCAUUCUUCGAACGCGCAUUAUUGAGAGCUCUGCAUGUGGCGAGCGCUUAAUGCAGGUUGUCGUCAGGGGUGAUAUUGUGCACGCGAUUCAUGCUAGUGCACAAAGCUGCUUACAGCACGAACGGCAGAAUGGAAUGGGACUCGGUGAACCGCUCUUCAGGAUUUCUCUUGUUGAUUCACUUGAUCGAGGCUGUGUUUCUCUGAUAGUCACCAUGCAUCAUGCUGUUUAUGACGGCUGGACGCUCAACCUCAUAUCAGAGGAGCUCUCCCACGCGUGCACUGGUGGGACUACCUCUGGAACUCUCGGAUACAAGAGCUUCAUUCAGCACAUCCAGUCAAUAAGCAAUGAUGCUAGUGCUUCCUUCUGGUCCAAAACAUUGAAAAACAUCACCACGCGGCAUUACCCCCCUUUUCGUGAGCCUGACUACAAGCCAAUCUCUACAGCAGUGUUUGAGAAGACAAUAUCAGGCAUCGACUGGAAGAGCCGGAAGGAAGUAACACCCACGACUUUGGUGCAUGCGGCCUGGGCAAUGACUCUAUCUAGGCUGUCCGGCUCCAACGACGUUGUCUACGGCACCACCCUCCUGGGCCGACAAGCGUCAAUGGUAAAUAUUGAACGUCUUGCAGGCCCGACACUGGCAUCUAUACCUUUCCGAGCAUUUGUUGACUGGGGUACGAUGAACAUUGCGCAGUUUCUGCGUGUAGUACAGCAACAGAUGGUUGACACGAUCCCUUUUAUGCAUUAUGGCAUCAGAAACAUUCAAAAGCUUGGCUAUGACGCUGAUUUGGCCUGUCGCUUUCGAACAUUUAUUGUAAUCCAACCAGAGCAACGUUCAUCGCCGGCCGACAUUCUUAAGCUUGGUACAGGUAGCGACGACAUUGGCGCCUUUAAUUCAUACGCCAUGAUGAUGGAGUGCUCCUUGACAGCUGAUGGCUGCAUUUUGCGCUCAAGCUUUGAUGGGAAUGUCUUGAGUGAUAUCAGCGUUCAUUCGAGUAUAGAUGACUUUGCGCAUUCGUUGAAGCUUCUCAUAGACACGGAUCAGUCUGUUCCGCUUGCUCAGUUGCCUAUUCUUGGCCAUGAUGAACUGGAAAAGCUCACGUCUGAUAAAUGCAUGCAUGUCGACCAAAACCUCGAAGAGAUAUCGAAACUGUUCAAACAAUCCUGCUUUCAUUUAUUUUCGGAUUCUGACGUGGAACUCGUCGAAACAGCCGACCUCGCUAAGCAGCUUGUUGGGUUCCUCUGCUCAAACCAGACCACCCUAGAUGACGCUCUUUUACAAGCGCUGGCAGAUGCACAGGCGCAACUUGCUCAUAAACUACCUAGACACAUGCUCCCAACCAGAUUCCUUGCGGUACAGUCGCUACCAAGGAAUGAGAAAGGCAGCAUUGAUAAAAGAAGCUUGGCUGCACUCGUGAAUAGUGUACCGAUCGAUCGCUACAUCACAGCGUCUAGUUUGCAGCGAAUCAAAGCAUUGCAAAGUCAGCCGCCGCAGACGGACGUCGAGAUGAUGAUGCGGGAUAUUUGGGCCUCGACGCUUGGCAUUGCGGCUUCGACUAUUGACAGAGAAUCAUCUUUUCUGCAACUAGGCGGCGACUCUCUGUCUGCAAUGAGAGUGAUUUCUGCGGCAAGGAAGCAAGGAUGCCACUUUACCGUCGCAGAUAUAUUCCGCUCGCCUUGUCUCAAGGAUAUAUCCCGGAAAGUUAGGCUCGAACAAAAAAGCGUCCUCGAGAGUCUGCACAUCAAGCCUUUCUCGCUCGUGACAUUGGGCGUGGACAAAGAAAAACUCGCUGUUGCGUGCGGGCUGGAUCCAUCUCUUGUCGAGGAUGCUUAUCCUUGCAGUCCACUACAGGAAGCAAUGAUGGCGAAAACGAUUGCAAGUCCUGGUGCAUACGUAUCAAGAGCCGUAUUUAAGCUCGAUUCCCAGGCCAGCACAAUCCGUCUUCGAAACGCUUGGAACACUGUGGCAGCUAUUGCACCCAUCUUACGAACUCGCAUUGUGGAAAGCGAUAGAUAUGGGCUGCUUCAAGUGGUGACAGCUGGUGGUGUCUCAUGGACUGAGCACAGAGACAACAGCACCCUUCCCGCCCUUAAUAUGGCUUUGGGGGAAGCCCUGAUGCGGUUUGACCUUGUCAAAAAUGACUCUGGCAUUUAUUUACAUUCCAUGAUACAUCAUGCUGUUCAUGAUCGCUGGUCUGCUGCUCUCAUCCUAGAAAAGGUCGAACAGGUGUACCAAGGAAAACCUUUGAGCGCCCAGUUACUUCCCUACAACUACUUUAUUAGGCACAUUUUGCAAGAACAAAGUCAGCAACACGUCGUGCAGGCCUAUUGGCGCAGCUACUUUGCGGAUCUGGAAGCGCCCGAUUUUCCUAGAUUGCCAGCAGCGACAUAUCGACCAGAAGCUAAUGGUUUCUCGGGCAGACAAUCAGGGCUUGAAGGCGUCGAUCUCAUAGCCGGCCCGACAAUCACAACAAUUCCACUACGCUCCAAGAUAGACAGAAACGCCACAGCGGCAGAAUAUAUGGAGGCCUUGCAAGCCAUUGCGAUCGAGAUGAUGCCAUUUGAACACUAUGGCUUGGCCCAGAUUCAACGACUUAGCCCAGAGGCAAAGCGAGCCUGCCAAGCACAAGCGAGUCUAGUUAUACAGCCGCCGGAACGUGCUGCGACCAGCGACUUGUUUGGGCUGCUCGUUGAUGGUGCUGACGAAAGGGUGGCUAAUGAGCAAGCGUUGGCGCUUGAAUGCACUCUCUCAGGAGACUCCGAACAAGUUCUCUUGACUCUUAAUUUCGAUGAGCAGGUUGUGGACCACUUGCAAGCCCGGCGAAUGCUCGCGCAGCUGGAACAUCUUGUACACGAACUCGGCCGAGUCAACCUGCGCACUACUCGUAUUCGCCAUCUGGCACACCCAAACAACUACGACCUCGAAGAAUUGCACAAUUGGAAUGCAGCAAUUCCCAUCAGCAAAAGUACAUCUAUUCUGGACAUGAUUGCCGCUCGUGUUGAUCAGUCGCCCAACUCAGCCGCGAUUGAUGCAUGGGACAUGAGUCUGUCGUACAUUGAACUCUACAACAUGGCUCGGCAACUGGCAUAUUUCCUCAUUACAAGUCACGGCGCUGGACGAGGUAAAAUCGUUCCAAUAUGUCUCGAAAAGAGUGUUUUUGCACCCGUGGCUAUGCUUGCCGUUAUUCUCACGGGUGGCGCUGCCGUCACUAUGGAUGCAGCCCAGCCAACCAACAGACUUGCGGGGAUUAUCAACGCGGUCGGGGCAUCGAUUGUUCUGGCAUCGCCAGUUACUAGCGACAUAUUGCAAAGGUCGCCUUCACUCAGCGUUUUCUGUAUCGAUAAAUCCUCAAUUCUGGAUCUGCCCAAUCUACCGUCGAAUUUCUCUUUUCCAGUUGUUUCGGACGAGGAUCCUCUUUACAUCAACUUCACAUCUGGAAGCACAGGGUCCCCCAAAGGAGCCAUCGUUACGCAUGGCAACUAUUCCGCCGCAGUGCUGCAUCAGGCAGCGCCUUUGGGAUUUGAUCAGGAGACUCGAGCUAUAGACAUUUGCUCCUACAGUUUUGAUGUCGUAUGGGAGUUGUUGAUACAGGUGCUUUGCUCAGGCGGCUGUCUUUGCAUCCCGUCUGACAAUGAUCGCUUCAACAACAUUUCCAAGGUAAUAAAACAAUUCAAAGUCAACCUUCUCGAUAUUACGCCAUCGCUGGCCAGAACCUUGACACCUCAUACACUUCCCAGUGUGAGGCGCAUCAUAUUUGGAGGCGAGGUCCUGGCUUUGGAUGAUAUUUCUCCAUGGGUGCGUUGUGGCGUCCAAGUUGUCAACGCGUAUGGGCCAUCUGAAUGCACCCCAGCUGCGACGAUUGCGCGCUACGGAAUUGAUUUCACAGAUGAAAUAGCACUUGGUCGCUGUUACGGACUAAACUCUUGGAUUGUGAGUUGCGAUGGUGGCGACAAUCUUCUGCCCAUUGGUGCCGUUGGUGAGCUUGUUCUUGAGGGCCCAUUGGUUGGCAAGGGCUACCUGAACGAUGUGGAAAAGACGGCAGAAGCUUUUUUUUGCGACUUUGCAUGGUUGCACCGAGAUAAUGUUGGGAUAAGCUCCGAGGCUUGUAGAAGAUUCUACAAAACAGGCGACAUGGCAAGAUACAACAGCCAGGGUAUGCUCAUUUUCGAAGGUCGCAAGGAUACUCAAGUCAAGAUUCGCGGUCAACGAGUGGAGCUUGAUGAGAUUGAAGUUCAAUCAAGGAGAGUUCUUCCUGCAAAUAUUUCCGUUGUCGCCGAAGUCAUCAGUGCGCACGCGACCUCUUUGAACACAUCACAAGUGCUGGCCUUGUUCAUUGAAUACGAGUCUACUUCGAGGAGCCCGUCAAAAUCGUCCAUCAAAGAGACACUUGCGGCACAUCUAUCUCAGGCACUACCUGCAUACAUGGUUCCAUCAACUUACCUAUUCACAACCAUUCCUCGAACAACGUCCGGGAAAGUGCAUCGACGACAACUUCGCGAAAAGGCUUGGGCUCUGAUGUCAGAGCGAUUGGACAAGCAAUUGCAUAGCAUCAACAAGCCCGGCACGCCUUGCGAAAGAACGCUCUCGCGGCUCUGGGCAGCAACGCUAGGAAUUGGAGAGGACAUUAUUGGCCGCGAGAGCAGUUUUCUUGACCUCGGCGGAGAUUCACUUACUGCCAUUCGUUUGGUUGGAGCUGGGCGACAAGACGGCUUGCCACUGACCGUCGCGCUCGUCUUUCAAUUUCCGCAGCUGCGUGAAAUGGCCUCGGCCAUUACGUGCAAGGAGAAACAGCUACUUGAUUGCCAAUCUUGCUUGAACAGUAAUCAAACCCAUCACUCGUCUAGCUUCUCGGCCCUAGAAGAAGACGUGGCGCUACCCAGCAGAGGCAGUGUCGCAGAGGCAUUGUCUCUGCCAGCAGAACUCAUCACCGAUGUACUGCCACUUACCGAUUUCCAAAGCUACGCUGUUUCCUGUGCUCUAGAUACGCCGCGAACGGAAUGGAACUACAUCUCCGUGCUUCUUCCGCAGACAUGCGACGUGUCGCAGCUGGCACAAAUCUGUACCAAACUUACUGAAGCUGUUGAUAUACUUCGCUGCAUAUUUGUUCCCUAUGGCAACGGAAACUAUGCACAGGUAUUUCUGUCGCGCUUGGAGCCCGAAAUUCAGACAAUCUCAACAGCGAAUUCUCUUGCCACGCAAUGCGAGAUUGUUUGCAUGGAGGACUGGACAGCCGACAUUCCGGCUUUGUCGUCGCUUGUCAAGUUCUUCAUAUUCAACAACGAGACCAUCUCGGAGACACGGCUUGUCGUCAGAAUUCCACACGCACAAUAUGAUGGCUUUAGCUUCGGUCCACUCUGUAGAGUCAUCCAUGCCAUUUGCGAUAACCGCAGCUUACCACCCCUAUGUUCCUUUGCCAGCUACGUCAAGGAUAUCGAGAAUACUUCUCUAUCCACAUAUGUGUUCUGGAAAACCUUGCUAGAAAGUUCCAAUCAGCCAACUAGUAUAUCUAUGCAGCGACAGCCACGCCGGGGGCCUAGUAAGCGACAUCACGCGCAGUGCCAGGUGUCGGUCGCACGGCUUCCACAGGGCAUCACACCUUCCACAAUGUUCUAUGCGGCAUGGGGAAUGACCGUUGCUAAGGUGACUGGGACUUUGGACGUCAUUUUUGGUCGUGCUGUUUCCGGAAGGGCAAUGUCGACACCGGCAUCCCGAAGCCGACACGACAAUGUCAUUGGACCAUGCAUAAACAUCGUCCCGACCAGAAUCAUGUGCGAUCCAUCAAUCAACAAGGACAAGAUGCUUCGCCACCUGCAAGAACAGAUCAUCGAAUCUAUUGAACACGAGAAUCUGGGUCUUGGAAAUAUCAUGCGCAAGUGCACGCAGUGGGAAGACGAUGCCAUCAUGGGCUCUGUCGUGUAUUUCCAAAACUUGGCAAGUCGCUUGAGCGACCAGAUCCUCCGGAGCCUCCUCGCUUAG
Molecule: messenger RNA, 8769 nt
Organism: Beauveria bassiana ARSEF 2860
Lineage: Eukaryota; Fungi; Ascomycota; Sordariomycetes; Hypocreales; Cordycipitaceae
Product: nonribosomal peptide synthase
Exons: 5
Coding region: 1-8769 (2922 amino acids)
Biological process (GO): amino acid activation for nonribosomal peptide biosynthetic process; secondary metabolite biosynthetic process
Cellular component (GO): cytoplasm
Molecular function (GO): catalytic activity; phosphopantetheine binding
Source: RefSeq, a predicted model, not a curated record